CGCGCCUUCCUAUCGUCAGCGUGGCCAGGCUGCGCUGUCCCACGCACUGGUCCCGUUCCGUUGUACCAGUUUUCCCUCGUGUUUGCUUGUAAACCAUCAUCUAGUCCAGUCAUUGAAUCUACCAUGCCUUUGUUAACUACAGUCGUUGGUUGCUUUCCCAAGCCAGAAUACCUCCAAAUACCGGACUGGUUUCGCACUACUCACAAUGGGAAGUACACACAACAGUACAACGAGGUUUUAGAUAUUAAAUCUCAAAGCGACGUCUCCGAAGUUCAAUUCGAUGAUGCUUUGAAGAAAGCAACUACAGAGGUUUUAAAAYUUCAGGAAGAAAUAGGAAUCGAUGUCAUUACAGAUGGUGAAAUGGCGAGAGAAAACUACGUGCAUUAUUUUUGCCGUAGAAUGAAGGGAAUUGAUUUCAUAAAACUGACAGAGAAAAGUUCUCGUAACGGGGCUUGGGUAGCCGACCUCCCGACCAUUGUUACCGAAAUUGAAGCAAUGGACAAGGAACCUUGGAUUCAAGUCGAGUGGAAAGAAUCUCAAAAGGUUGCAGAACGUCCAGUGAAGAUUACGAUCCCCGGUCCAAUGACUAUUAUAAAUUCAGUCUGCGAUACCUACUACAAAAACGAUCGUGAACUUAGUGGCGUUUUAGUCAAGAUUAUUAACAGAGAAAUACAAGCCUUGGUGGCCGCUGGAUGUCAGUAUAUUCAGGUUGAUGAACCAGUGCUGGUUCGUUUACCAGAAAGAGCCCUAGAAUAUGGAAUAGACCACUUGGCAGCCUGCUUUGAAGGGGUACCAAGCACUGUUAACAAAUGUGUGCACGUCUGCUGUGGAUAUCCUAUAUAUUUUGAGCAAGAGGAUUAUGCCAAGGCCGAACUGGACGCUCUCCCAAAGAUUGCAGACAAACUUGAUCAAGCCGGUUUUGACCACAUUUCAAUAGAAGAUGCUCAUCGAACCAAUGACUUGGACCUAUUCAAACACUUCAAAAACUCCAAGAUUGUUUUGGGAGUUAUCAAAAUAGCCAGUAGUAAGCUGGAAACCGUCCAAGAGAUAAAAGACCGUAUAGCGCAAGUACUAACAGUAGUACACGCUGACCGGCUGGUGAUCGCACCUGACUGUGGCUUAGGAUUCCUACCGACACAUCUUGCUAUACAAAAACUAAAAAACAUGGUUGAUGAACCAGUGCUGGUUCGUUUACCAGAAAGAGCCCUAGAAUAUGGAAUAGACCACUUGGCAGCCUGCUUUGAAGGGGUACCAAGCACUGUUAACAAAUGUGUGCACGUCUGCUGUGGAUAUCCCAAUCACCUUGACGACGAGGAUUACCCUAAAGCAGACCCUGGCGCCUACUUGAUGUUGGCUGAUAAACUUGAUCAAGCUGGUUUUAGGGAUGCACAUCGUUACAAUGAUUUGGAAUUAUUCAAGCACUUCAAGAAGUCUAAGAUUGUUUUGGGAGUUAUUAAAAUAGCGAGUAGUAAACUGGAAACCGUCCAAGAGAUAAAAAACCGUAUAGCGCAAGUACUAACAGUAGUACCCGCUGACCGGCUGGUGAUCGCACCUGACUGUGGCUUAGGAUUCCUACCGACACAUCUUGCUAUACAAAAACUAAAAAACAUGGUUGAAGCAGCCAAGUCCUUUCCUUAAUUUUGGUUAAAGGUUAGAGCAGGCAAAAAUGUAGCCAUUUAAAUAAUAUGUGGUU
Messenger RNA from Actinia tenebrosa (Australian red waratah sea anemone), 1693 nucleotides. RefSeq lists its product as uncharacterized. The record is from RefSeq and is a predicted model, not a curated record. Gene Ontology annotation, molecular function: zinc ion binding; 5-methyltetrahydropteroyltriglutamate-homocysteine S-methyltransferase activity. Lineage: Eukaryota; Metazoa; Cnidaria; Anthozoa; Actiniaria; Actiniidae.